AGACACCUUUCACAUUGAGAAACCUCUUUCCCAAAGCUCUUACCUAAACGACCGAAACUAUGGCUGCAACCGCCACAGCACUGGUGAUGAGAGAGGUUAAUAGCCCUCUUAGCCUGGAGAAUAUUCGCUUGGAUGACCUGAGAUCCGACGAAGUGCUUGUCGAAAUCCAUGCGACAGGCAUCUGCCAUACCGAUCUCUCUUGUAUGAACGGACAUUUACCUGCAUCUGCUCCUUGUGUUUUUGGACACGAAGGGGCUGGCGUUGUCGUGAAAACCGGCAGCAGCAUCACACAUCUCCAUGCAGACGACAAGGUGUUAUUGAGCUAUGCUUUCUGCGGAGAUUGUGAGCAAUGCACCAGCGAACAUCCAGCAUAUUGCAAGCAGUGGGUGCCGAACAAUUUCGGUCAACAAAGGUCGGACGGGAGCUUUACCCUAUCCUUCCCGAACGGAGACCCCUUGCGUGGGAAUUUCUUCGGUCAGAGUUCCUUUGCCAGUUUGGCCAUUGUGCAUGCAUCAUGUGUUGUGAAAGUGGAUCCUGAAUGUCCACUGGAUAGAUUCGCACCACUAGGUUGUGGCUUCCAGACUGGGGCAGGUGCAGUUAUGAACACACUUGAUGUGCAACCCGGAUCCAGUUUAGCUAUUUUCGGUGCGGGCUCCGUAGGUAUGAGUGCUAUCAUGGCGGGAAAAAUACGUGGUGCAAGGACCAUCAUCGCCGUGGAUUUGAAUCAAGAUCGACUAGACCUUGCGAAGAGACUUGGGGCAACACAUACAAUUAUGGGAUCUGAUGAGGACAUAGUCAAGCAGAUCCAGGCAAUUUGCCCUCCACAUGGAGUGCAGUAUGCCGUUGAUUGUACCGGUGUUCCAGCUGUUGUUGAGAACGCUAUCCAGGCGCUUGGAACUCGGGGAAAACUGGCGACUGUUGGUGCUUCAGCACCCGGGAAAACAGUCAAGGUCGAUCUAUUCUCACAACUGGUUUUCGGUCGCCAGUACGUAGGAUGCUGUGAGGGAGACGGACAGCCCGAGAAGUUUCUGCCAUAUCUCAUUGAGCAAAAUUCCCAAGGAAAUUAUCCCAUUGAGGAACUCAUCAAGAACUACCCCAUUGAGAAAUACGAUGAAGCAAUCAGCGACAUGAAGACUGGAAAGACCUUGAAGGCAGUGCUAUUGUGGAAGUAGCAUUGUAGCCUCCGAGAAGUUCCAUAGCUACCAGAACGCAAUGACUUAGGAUACUGGAUGAGAAUAAUGAUAGAGUUGAUGAAUUUGGUGGAGUUGUUGUAAUGCGGAGUAAAGAAGCGAUGGGAUUAAGCAGCCUGAUCAUGUGAUUCACACAUCUACAC
This is a messenger RNA of Aspergillus vadensis CBS 113365, 1333 nucleotides long. RefSeq names its product NAD(P)-dependent alcohol dehydrogenase. Lineage: Eukaryota; Fungi; Ascomycota; Eurotiomycetes; Eurotiales; Aspergillaceae. The record is from RefSeq and is a predicted model, not a curated record. Gene Ontology annotation, molecular function: oxidoreductase activity; zinc ion binding. The coding region runs from base 60 to 1172 and encodes 370 amino acids. The transcript has 3 exons.